AUGCCUGGAAACGUCCGACCGACCGCCUUAUACUGGGACCCGGACGCUCCGGUCAACUCCUAUAAAUAUACAGCCCUCAAUGCUGCUGCUGCUGCUGCUGCUGCUACUGCUGCUGCUACUUCUGUUGCAACCACUACUACUACUGCUACUACUACUACUAGUGCAACCGAUAGCGUUGUAGAUAAACCUCCUCCAUCACUAGCAAACUCGGCUCCAGAAGCUCUGGCAGCUCCGGCAACUCCGAAACCUCCGACAUCUACAACAGCUUUAGCUUCAUCUCUAUCUCAAACUAUACAAACAUCUCAGAUAGAUACAGAAAAACUCACAAAUAAUAACACAUCCACUACUACCAUCAUCUCUCCGGCUCAUAUAUACUCAACCCUCCCAGCAGAAAAAAUCAUCUCGGGCCCACCACCUAUUUCAACUAAUCAAAAUAUAAUCAACUCCCAUGGUCACAAUAACAACUCUCACUAUAGCCCAUCUUCCUCAUCCUCCUCAUCCUCCUCCUCCUCCUCUUCUAAAGCCCUCUCAAAUACUGCAGCAAUGCUCGACCGUUGUGAUGCCGUCUACGUCUAUUCAAAACCAAAAGAUCUUUGCGCCCAACUUUAUACCAUCUGCACCCGUCUCUCGGCCGCUGCCGUUGCUGCAUCCGGCCCAGAACCAGAGUCAGCCUCUUCACCUGACUUUGCCCACUCAUUUGAUCGGGCUCAUUCCCCAGCAGCCAAAACUCUUUUCGAGGAUACCCCUCCUCUUUUGCUCUUUCUCGCCCAUGAUGCCCCCGCUGCACAUCUCCCUCUUAUCCGCUAUGCCUGCUUUCUAGCUUCCCAUGUCCCAGCAGUAGUCACUGUUCUUUACCCUGAAUGCCCGGCUUCCCCAUCAAGCCUCCCAGAUGUUGGUGGAUACUCUGGGAACGACAGACGUAACCCUAACGCCGUGCGCGGGGCCGUCCCUAAUGCCGUUUUCCAUGCUCUACGCUCCUGCGGUGUGGCUGCCUUUGGGCCUCCCACAAUAUCUCCUCCAGUGCUCGACCUAGUUUUUUCUAAAGCUGAGGCUUUGCGCAAAAUGACGGGUGUUGUUUUGGACCGCCUUAAACGUGCAGCCGAGGUUCGCAUUGCCAAGGAAAUGGACCCGAGCUACUCCAACAUUUACUUUGAUAAGAGCACGUGCCGGCCCGUGUGCAUGGCUGCGACCCCGGAGGAGCGCGACCAUGAAAGAGAGGUUUUUUCAAAAGUUUGUCCGAGACCACUUUUUGGUACGGCCUAUGAUUAUUAUGUGUUAAACUUUUUGUGUGACUUAGAGCUUUAUCACACUAGGUAUCUAUUACGCUCAGACACUCCACACACCUCUCGGGCACUUUUUGAAGAUGAUGGCACUGUGGCAGAAGAUUCUCCUGCAGAUGAUAAUGGCUCGUUUAACAACUUUGCCGAAGAAGACUACCCUUCUAUAUUCCAUUUGUCUCCAGCACGCAUUGCAUAUGUUAAGGAACUUGUUGGGAACUGGGACUUUGAGGCACAUACCCUAACUUAUAAUGAUUUACUGUUUGCUGCGUUUGUAAUGUUUAAGCAUGUUUUCAACAUGCGUGGUCCAGCAUCUUCGCCAUGCUCUUCAUCCAUUGAUGGGCUCAUUAUUCCAGAUGCCCAACUGUUUAAGUUUUUGCUGGUAGUGCGUGAUUCGUAUUACCCAACAAAUCCUUACCAUAACUUUCGACACGCAAUCGAUGUGCUCCAGGCGAGCUUCCACUUUAUGUUGCGGUUAUCAUCGAUUCCCGAAUAUCCUGGGUCUGAAAAGAGUGAGCGCACGCAAGUAGCUAUUCUUAAUCCAUUGGAGGCUUUGACAAUGUUAAUCAUUGCAAUUGGACAUGAUGUGGGACACCCUGGAAUGACAAAUGCAUUUUUGACGCAUGCAAAGGCCCCCGUGGCUACGGCAUUUGGCUAUAAGUCUGUGCUAGAAUCGUAUCAUGGGGCUGCGUUUUCACGGAUUUUACAGUUGCAUUGGCCUGCAACUCAAGAACAACCGGUAUGUCGGUUGAUUAUGCAGUCGGUGCAUGCGACAGAUAUGGGGCUUCACUUUGAUUAUAUGUCGAAGGCUGAGGAAGCUCGUGGGAUUGUGGAGAAGUAUGGCAAGGUAGAGGCGUACAUUGAAGAGAUGGAUGGAAGUAAGAUGGAUACGGAGGAAGAGGUUACAUUAAGGAGGUUGGAGAAGUUAAGGUUCCAAACACUUGUUUGUUGUUUGUUGAUCAAGUGUGCUGAUAUUUCGAAUGUGACUCGUGGGCUUAAGGUAUCUUCAAGAUGGGGGGUUGUUUUAAGCAAAGAGUUUGGGCAAGUUGAUGCGUUAGAGAUUUUGUUAGGACUUAAACCUGAUAAACCUCAUGUGGAGAAGACACCUGAGGGGAAACCAUUUGCAUCAUUGGGACCACCAGUUCCAAUGGAGAGUGAUGGAGAGGGAUUCCAUAUACCUGUUUUAGCAUUGGCUAAAGGUCAAUUGUUUUUCAUCAAUACGUUUGCGCGGCCCUUAUUUGAGUUGGUAGCGCACAUGUUCCCAAGUUUGGGAUAUACGAUGGACAUUUUACAGAGCAAUUGCGAGUACUGGCAAGGAAGGGUUGCUAGUUUGUCUUGA
Messenger RNA from Magnusiomyces paraingens, 2616 nucleotides. RefSeq lists its product as uncharacterized. Gene Ontology annotation, molecular function: 3',5'-cyclic-nucleotide phosphodiesterase activity. Gene Ontology annotation, biological process: signal transduction. The coding region runs from base 1 to 2616 and encodes 871 amino acids. The transcript has a single exon. NCBI's taxonomy places the organism in Eukaryota, Fungi, Ascomycota, Dipodascomycetes, Dipodascales, Dipodascaceae. The record is from RefSeq and is a predicted model, not a curated record.